UGUUACUAACAAAAAGUAUUAUAUUCUUGAAACGUUUUGAGUAGAACAGAACAAACAAACCUUCAAAUAACAUGUUAUUUUUCCGUAAUAUUUUCGUUGUUAUCUUAAUCGUGUUGGCAGUCGCGACUUUCCCAAUAAAUGCCGGUGAAAAUGGUCAGGGUACCGGUGCAUCCACUUCUCGUGGAGGGAAGCAACAAAUGGACAUAACUGAUCAAAUAAAACUUAGGGAUGCCGAGAAAACCGUCAAGACUCUGACCGCAAAAAAGGUGGCAAAGGAGAAAAUUGUCAAGGAUCGCCAAAAACAACUUAAAAAAUAUGAAAAGAAAGUUAAGAAAUUGCAAGAAAAAUUGGAUAAACUGAAUGCAAAAUUGGAAGAUGCAAUGAAAUGAAUAGGAUUGAUAUUUCGCCAAUAAACAUUCAAAGGAAAUGAAUGAUAUCAAUGAUCCACAAUUCUGUAUUACAUCACAUCUUAAAUUUAAAAAUUAUUUGAAAGAAAUGUGAAUGUAAAUCAUUUAAUACAAUAAAAAAAACUAUUGAGUGUUAUUUUCUUAUUGAAA
This is a messenger RNA of Contarinia nasturtii (swede midge), 557 nucleotides long. RefSeq lists its product as uncharacterized. The record is from RefSeq and is a predicted model, not a curated record. The transcript has 6 exons. Lineage: Eukaryota; Metazoa; Arthropoda; Insecta; Diptera; Cecidomyiidae. The coding region runs from base 72 to 389 and encodes 105 amino acids.